ACGGUGGUACAUGUCUUGCUAUAAAUAUACGUAUUUCGCAGCUCUCCACACUCCCGUUUUACUGAUUUUGCCCUUUUCACUUCCCAGUGCCGGCCAUGGUUUCUCCGUGAGAUCUUUCGCCGGAGGUGGAUUUUCCUGGUCUCAGUUCAUAAUGAGUGCUGGUGCUCCAUGAUUUCUCUCCAUUUCUCUGCGGCUCGUUCGAAUCGUUUUUCACUGAGGCGAGAGUGUUCAAGUUUUUCUAUAUACCAUCAUAUUGAUUCAGUUUGCUGUCACCUUUUGGCCUGUGCUGUCACCAUCAUAUUGAUUCAGUUAAGCCAAUUUUCUUCUUGCUGGACUGACUUUCAUUGAUAUUAUCAAGUCAGAUGGGAAGCAGUUCUGAUUCAGAGUCGGAUAUCAGUGAUUCAGAGAUUAAUGAAUAUGUUGAAAAACCUUACGAGGAACUGAAGGCCGGUGUUUACAAAGUGAAGGGCCGAAAUGGUACCCUUAGGUGCCCCUUCUGUGCUGGAAAGAAAAAACAAGACUACCAGUACAAUCAUCUUUUUCAACACGCCAUUGGAGCAGGCAAAGGCUCCUCCAACCGAAGUGCAAAGCAAAAGGCAAACCAUCUUGCAUUGGCUAAGUACUUGGAAACUGACCUAGCUGAGAUGGCGGAACCACUUCCCCAGCAUGUGGUUACACCUGCACCUGCUGUUAAGUCUGAGCAGAAUGACUUGUACUGCUGGCCUUGGACAGGAAUAGUUAAUAACAUAUUGAAUGAGCCAGGCAAUGAACAGUGUGUGGAUAGCAGUGGGUACUGGUUGGAAAAGUUUUCCAAGUACAAGCCUUUAAAGGUUGAGAUUUUCUGGGAUCAACAGGAGCGCACAGCACAAGCUGUAUUGCAAUUUGAUAAUGAUUGGAGUGGGUUUAAGAAUGUCAUGUUGUUUGAGAAGUUUUUUGAAGCUGAUGGUCAUAGUAAGAAAGAAUGGGAUGAGCGUAGAAAUUCUCCUGGUUCAAACGUAUAUGGCUGGUUUGCUCGUGAAGACGAUUAUAAUUCAGAAGGGGCAGUGGGAGAUUACCUUAGGAAAAAUGGAGAGUUAAAGACGAUCGCUGACAUUGUUGAGGAAGCAGCUAAAGACAAGGAAAAAAUUGUGGCUAAUCUAGCCAAUGAGAUAGACAUGAAAAAUGAAAAUCUGGAUCACUUGCAGAUCAAAUACAAUGAAAGAGCAAUGUCCCUUAGUAGGAUGCUUCAAGAGAAAGACAUACUUCACCGUCGUUUCGAUGAAGAAACAAGGAAGCUGCAACGCGAUUCACGGGAGCGUGUAAGGAGAGUUUUAGAUGAACAGGAGACGUUAAACAUAGAGUUGGAAAACAAAAAAAGACGACUUGAUUCUUGGAGUAAAGAACUGAACAAACGUGAGGCAUUGACGGAACGCGAGAGACUGAAACUUGAAGAGGAGAAAAAAAAGAAUGAUAUGAGAAAUAAUGCACUUCAAAUGGCUUCGGAGGAGCAGAGAAAAGCUGAUGAAAAUGUCUUAAGGCUAGCAGAAGAACAUAAGAAAGAGAAAGAGGAAGCUCUGAAAAAGGUUCUCGAGUUAGAAAAGAAUCUAGAUGAGAAGCAAAAACGAGAAAUGGAAAUUGAAGAGUUAAAAGGAAAACUAGAGGUGAUGAAGCAUCUGGGAAAAGAUGAUGCAGCUGUCCAGAAAAAGAUAAAGGAGAUGAAUGAGCAACUGGAGGAGAAAAUUGAGGAAAUGGAUAAUCUCGAAGAUUUAAAUCUACAACUAACUGUCAAGGAGCGCACUAGUAAUGACGAGCUACAACUGGCUCGUAAAGAACUAAUAACGAGUUUGCGUGAGAUGCUAAGUAGCAGUCGCGUUAACAUUGGGCUAAAGAUGAUGGGAGAAGUUGAUGAGAAAGCGUUCAAGAAUGCAUGCAAUCUGAGAUUCCCACCUGAAGAAGCUGAGAUAAAGGCCCUCGAACUUUGCUCCCUGUGGCAAGAGAAACUGAAAAAUCCUCAAUGGUACCCAGUCAAAGUCACCACAGAUGAUAAGGGAAAUCCCCAGGAAAUAUUGAAUGAAGAUGAUGAAUUGCUAAGAAACCUUAAGGAUGAAUGGGGGGACGAGAUUUAUGAUGCAGUUACUACAGCCUUCCAUGAAAUGAAUGAAUACAACCCAAGUGGCCGGUAUGUGGUUCCUGAGCUGUGGAACUACAAGGAAAAUAGGAAGGCCACGCUGAAGGAAGUCAUCAAUUACAUCUUCAAGCAAUUGAAGACUCUCAAGCGCAAAAGAUGAGUUCUGGAAGCAGCUGGGAGAGUAAAGUUUGGAAAGUUGUGGAAGAAGAAGCCGAAAUUGGACAGGAUUGCCCCACUACUUUCAGUUGUUUUCUGUGAAGUUGGGACAUGUUUAUUUAAAAAAUGCUGGACUAUGUACUGUUCUUCAUUGGAACAGAAUUUAGUGCUUUGUGAUUGAACACUCUGAGAAUUUGAAUUUGGUAUGUUGUUAAACCAUGCUUUUUAUAUUUUAUUUUGGGGUGAAUUUGAUAGGUCUUUGUGAA
Olea europaea var. sylvestris is the source of this 2529-nucleotide messenger RNA. RefSeq names its product factor of DNA methylation 1-like. NCBI's taxonomy places the organism in Eukaryota, Viridiplantae, Streptophyta, Magnoliopsida, Lamiales, Oleaceae. The transcript is spliced from 8 exons. Bases 363 to 2267 code for a protein of 634 amino acids. Gene Ontology annotation, biological process: gene silencing by siRNA-directed DNA methylation. The record is from RefSeq and is a predicted model, not a curated record.